Cuscuta epithymum is the source of this 766-nucleotide messenger RNA. Lineage: Eukaryota; Viridiplantae; Streptophyta; Magnoliopsida; Solanales; Convolvulaceae. The record is from the annotation of a GenBank genome assembly.
UUGUUUUUUUUUUUUGCCUAAAUGCCAUUUUGAACGCACCCUAAUUGUGGAGUUCAGAGGGACAACAGAGGGAGAAGCAUGGCUGCUCUUAGAAGGCUGCAGAAUGUUCUCACUCAUUCAGCACAGCCCUCUUAUCUCUUUCGCUCUCGAAGAGGCAUCGCUUCCAAGCUCUUUGUCGGAGGGAUUUCAUUUUACACCACAGAAAAGGUGUUGUCAAAUGCAUUUUCUCAGUUUGGCCAAGUCAUUGAAGCUAAAAUAGUCACUAAUAGAACCUCAGAAAAAUCAAAGGGGUUUGGGUUUGUCACUUAUGCAUCACAAGAUGAAGCAGAUAGAGCUCUGAGAGAGAUGAAUGGGAAGCCUCUACAUGGGCGUGUUAUCUUUGUUGACCAUGCGAAACCCAAAACUUUUGGUGGUGAUGGCAUGCUAGUAGCCAGAGGACCUCCAGCAAAGAAGAGCAACACUGAAGCAGGAAUCGGAACAGUUGCUGAAGAAGAAAUUCUUCAUACUGUCACUGAAGAAGGAAUUGGAAGUCCAAGAUGAGACUGUCUGCAUGUUAGCUUAUAUACAGUAGUAGCACUACAACUAUUCUACUAAGUAAUGAGUAUUUUUUCUACAUUAGAGUAAAGCUGCACAUACUAGAAGAAUGAUGCUUGAAGUUUGUAGAAACGAGUUUCUCCUACCACUAACAUAUGGGAGAGUGUAGGAUUCAAAAUCUAUAUAAAAAAGCAUUGAUUAUAUUCCAUUUUUCUUUCCAUUUGAAAAGUUA